UUCUUGGGAAGGUUCUCUGACACUGUCUUGUACCGAAACAUCGUGAAGCUAUUUUGGACAAAUACAUACACCCACAGCGUCUCUGCUAACAACACCAUCAUCAACAUCAACAACCUAAUGCCAUAGCGACGACCCUCACAUCAGCCACCACCGGUAUCGCUAUCAAGGAUGAUGGACAUCAACGAAAAGGCCUUGUCAGCCGGUCAGCUUUUGGACACAAAAGCUUCGUCAUCAUGUUCUUCGAUCAUCUAGCUCCAUCGCACGUCGGCCCCCCAACUCCAAUGAGGCAUCCAUCAUGGUCGAUCAGGCACCCGAAAGCAGCUUCCCCCUGACGCGAAUUGCUACCCGGACCACACUUACGAACGUCGAGCUCGCCACGCGACUCCUGCUAUACACGACACAUGCCAGACUGUUCUCGCCAGAAAGCAUCCGCGUUCCAGAAGAGCGAGCGAUGACAGCGCCUGGCUGUCGCAGCGCCAAUCGAGCUCACGGACCUACACCUCUCAAUACCGAUUUCUUUCACGCAAACAUGGGCAAAUUCCUCUUCCCAAGUGUCACGGUCCGUCCAUGGGCGGGAUGAUGGGAAACUUCAACGAGCAUGCCCGCUAAAACAUGGGCUUCGACCCUUUCGCUUCGCCGGUUCCAGCACAGCCAUGUUCCAGGGUUCUCCGUCUCCGAGCUUGACCCUUUUGGGGGGGAUGUUGCCGAGGGCCGUCGAGGAACUUGACGCUUGCAUACUGGUCUCGGGCCAAGUUGAACAGGAUACCUAAUGGCCGCUGCGAGCUACCCCAACCGAGCGUACCACCCCAAUACGAGCUGGGAAAACCGCGCAGCUUGACUUACACGGACACACAUCCAAACAAUCUUGCAGGAACCACUGACGCCCGGUCCCUUUCCAAACGAGCAUCAUUGAGUUUUUCCUCUUGGGCAACUUGGCUGCGGCGCUGCCUGAUAUUCAAGCAAAGACGAGACAGCAGGUGUCCUCGACGACGUGAAGGAGGGUGCCACGACUCAUGAAGGGCGAAUCAGCAAAGAAGCGCGCGCCAAUGCUCCUACGGCCAGUCGUUCCAAUCCGUUCGUUCCAUCGAUGUCAAUGGAGCCUGUCUUGGCCUGGCUGGCUAGAUGGGAAACUGAGAAAAAGCCACCAUGUCGGCACCAUUAUCCGACUGUGGAAAGAUGUACAGUUCUACUGGACGCCAAGACGAGCCGCCCUGCCGAACCCUUCAAGAAGUCUCCGGUCGGCCCAGAAUUUCCAGGCAGCCCAGUCGGGAGCCAGAGAAUGAGGAAGAGGAAAAGCCGGGGAGAAGAGCGGAAAUGUGACACUCUUCUUGAGUUCUGGAAUGUCGCAGAAAGCUUAUCAAAGGUCUGAUGUUUGAGACUUUACGCAUCACUGGCACAGGUUGGUUGUGCGCGGCUAGCCAGAAGCAGCUGUCCCUCAACUCUCACUCAAAAGGUAGGGUACCUUAGGUAAGAGGGGCUAGCCAUCCGGAGUGCUUCCCUCGGAGACCCAGAGCGCAGAUUUGUGGAAGCCAAAAGGUGCAAGCCAGGUGCUUGUUAUUGUGCUUGUUUCCCUGUCUUUUCUCGAGGUGUCUCGAGCUUUGCUUUCAUCUCAGGAUUCCCCAAGUUUCCCGGCUGCUAUUUAACUUUCUCCGACCCAAGUUAGGCCCCAAACCGCCCCUCAACUUUAUUUCCUUCUCCAUUGUCUGAUACUCCAUACCUGUGGGAAGCUUUCCGUGUUUUCUGGUCCAGAUCGUUCUUCCUCUGGCUGCGUCUGUUUCCCAUCUUCUAUGCGGCAUGCCACGGCCCAUGGGUCCCGGCACACCGACGCACACCUCGACCCGAUACCUAGCUGGUCCGGUCUUUCCUCGAGAAAGCUAACCGUUUGACGUGUUGCUUCGUCUUUGGUGCAGGCAGGGCAUUGGUUGGUUGACCUACGGGAUACCGUGGUAGCUCAUCGCUAGUGGCCCUCACCCUCCUGCUUCUGUUGCAAUGGAAGAAGUUCUUCCAUGCUCUUGGAUUUGUCUCACCAUCCAAAGACGUGCAGACGUCAGCGCCCGGUACCCAGUUGGAAGGGGUGUCAGGUUUUAGUGGGACUGUCCCCCUAUCAGACACCCCAGAGCUGGAGCAGGGACGGUCUCCAGCUUGGCAGUGACGCCAAAACGCCCCUGGCUUGGCCCCCCUUACGCUGGUACGCAGUCACUGCAGUAUGAGGUCCAUGGCUUUUCUUUCCACUUUACUCCGUAGCUACAUAGGUAUUGCCUUUACGGGAGCGCUGCUUGCAAGCUGCAAGUACCAAACAAGUCGUUACAGUCUCCUCCAGGUCUCAGAGACACUCCGAGUACCGAAACAUCAGGGCGAGAGCAGAGUCAUCGAUUGUCGCUCCAUCUUUCCCCCCUCCCCCAGACUCAAGUGCGUCUAUGGUUACCUUUCAUUCUUCGACCCUGCAGGUCGCAUUCUGAAUCUCAGGUCGAGGACAGUCUCCUCUGCGCGUUACAGGGGUUGAAGAGCGCAAGUCACCUCACAUUGUAGGAAAAGUCGUCCCAUGUUCCCCGACCGAUGCUGCCACCAAGCCGCCACCAUCGGCAGGUUCCACGGUUCCACCUCCCCCCAAGAGAUACCUGCCCAAUACUCCGUACCGCCGUCUGCCGGUCUAGGUACCUGAUCCUGAGUCCCAAGGUGGCCACUAUUUUUGCCAAGCAUCCAAGGUGCGAGGUGAGGGGAGCGCAUACACAGUAUUCCGUACCUACCUUACUUUGUAAACGCUAGAGGGCCACUCUGAGAUUCUAGCGCGGUACGGCACGGUAUGGAUACACACACGACUACCUUAGCCCAAGGAACCUUAGCUGUGCCUCACACUCUCAGCACCAAACGUCAACCACGCACCUUGCACCUCACACCUCACAUUACAUUGGAUCGCACCUUUCCCAGUCCAUCUGGUCGUGUCGCUAGUCCUGUCUCUGUUCACGUCUCUCCAGCUUACCACCCACUUACCACCACCCGAUCGAUCAUAUCGCCGUACCUUAACUGCCACCACCUGCGAGGGUACUUGAUCCUUUCCGAACGACAACCCUUCCUCUUUCUUUCUCUGUCUCUCUCCAGUCCAUGCUGGGGUCGCUCAGAAAGAUUCUGAUUUGUCUUGGCCGCAUAUUAUUUCUCCGCAUCCCUCUCGUUUCGACCAAGAUUGCAUGCACCACACCACCCAGCACCGCAUCGCGCCGCACUGCAAUCCCAUCGAACCACCCAUCCACUCACACCGAAGCAGCGACUACAGUCGGCCCUCCGGUGAACGUCGACCAGUCUCCUCCCAACCUACCUGAUCCGCCCCUCCACCUGCGACUAACACAAUCUUUCACAACGUCUUCCAAGCCUUCGCCCAGCACCAGCGCGACACUAACAAUUAGUCUUGUCCUGGCGUUUUUUGGGCUCCAUCGCAGCUGCCCGCCGCCGUCGUUCCAUUAUUACACACUUCGACCGACACCCGAUCGACCGACCAGCCUGGGACCCGACUGACCACGUCCCAUUCCCGUCACGCUUCCACGCAACCUCUACAUCAGUCGCCCACAUCCCUCCACCAAAGGACCCUAUUCAUUGCGGAAGCUUCCUCCGUACCUCUCCGCCGCGUCGAGAAUACCUCUUGAACCAACGAUCACCCGGUCGGCGCUCCGCAUGUUCGAUUUCUUGGUCCGCCACACCUAAACGCUCAGUGUCGAGUGGAAUCAUGAGGACGACGACUUCCACUUGCAUACCGACAACGACAACAACUUUGCUAUCCCGCGCAGUUUAACACUGGAUGGAUCACAAGCUCAACUAAGCAGCGUCCGCUUCUGCAACUCUGCAAUUCCAACUCCCAAUUUCUCUGCUGCAGUCGCUGCAAGUCUACUUGCAACCAUCGCCGCAGAUGAUUUGGUAUCUUUUGUAUCCUUUGCGAGGAACAACGGAAGCUCCAGCCCUUGCCACGAACCAUCCUCUCCGCCGAGCAUUCGCGCGAUACGGUCGAUAUGCCGCGAGACACGUCGUCACGACUCUCAUCAUCUCCGUCACUGUUGCCGCGAUCCUCAUAUACCCUUUUCCGUUUCUCUAUACCUCGGAUCUGAGCAAUGGCGCCUCCAACUUGCCUCAUCAUGUGUGGACUGCUGCGCAGCCGCUCAAGGAAAACAGCACCGAGUCCGACGUAAUAAUGCGCUCCAUUUGGGUUCACGGCAGCUACAUGAAAGCACUGGACCACGACGUGUUGCUGGGCGCGCUCGAAUUGCAGGAUGAGCUCUUGGGUCCCACCAAAGAUUUCAGCCCCCGGCGGCCCGUAACGUCCCUCCGGGCCCACGAUCCAUAUGCAGAUGCAGAUCUUGCCCCUCGAGACCGGGAUGCGUUCCAUGUCAUCAACGGCCUCACCAACCAGUCUUGGUUCUUCUCUUCGCCACUCCAGUACUGGGCCUGCUCCAAUGAGCGGAUAGCUUCCGACACGGACAUCAUAUCAACCGUGAAUGCGCGCAAGACGCAACCGACCUCAGUAAAUGUCACUCUAAGACAUUCAAUAGUCUUCAGCGGCAAGCGCUUCGAAGAUCGGAGACUUCUGGCCGCUGACGCUCUUGUCAUAACGUUGAUCCACUUGCGCGAUUCCCCAGUCGGUCGACAGUGGGAGAGAAAGGCCGAAUUGCUCGCAAAUCGGAUGAAAGACAAGUGGACAGCUUACCCAGCUGACGGGAAAAGCAUGGACAGCCAGCUAUACGAGUUCCAGUUCAUGCCCAUUUCCGUGCAAGACACGGUAAUCCUGGCGCUGGCAUAUGGCCUCGUCGCUAUUUACUUUCUCUACAGCCUUUCCAAGUUGAGGGCGGUCAAAUCCAAGUUUGGCCUGAUAGUUACGGUUUUUGUCCAGAUUGUCGUGUCUAUCAUGUCAAGCUUCACUGUUUGCGCCGUUUUCCGGGUGGACUUAUCCGGAAUUCCGCAAGCGGCAUACCCGGUCGUGGUUCUUUCCAUGAGCCUCGAAAACAUUUUCAGACUUAUCAACGCCGUCAUUUUGACUCCCUCGGAGAACAGUACGAGUAGUCGAAUCAGCCGUGCGUUUGGAGAAACGGCACAUGUUGCGCUGGCCAGCUCGGCACAAAACGUGCUCAUCUUAUGGGGACUAUCGAAAAUCGUCUCACCGGGCGUGUCCGCCUUUUGCACGUUUGUGGCCGUCGCUAUUGUGUUUGACUUUUUUUACUUAUCGACCUUCUUCCUUGCUGUUCUCAGUGUGGAUGUGCGACGAACAGAGCUCAGUGACGCGCUUGCCAAGGCAUCGCUGAAGAAUAAUAGAUACGGACAGGACCAGCUGCCAGUGAACAGGAGCUGCUUCGAGGCAAUGCUGCAGGGCAAGAUUGCUUUGUCUACGCGCAUCGCGGGCACCGUUAUCAUGAUCACAUUUGUUCUGAUUGCUCAGUGGCACUUUUUCGAAAAUGACACCUUCGUCCGACUGGCGCGUGGGAUUUUCAGGAUCUCCAGAGAUACAGUCAGCUUCAGCCAACCUAAGAACUCAAUGCUACUCGACAUUCACCAGGCACGCAGCCCAACGUCUUGGCUUCGGCUUCAAGACCACGAAAGCGCUCGCGAGGUUAUCAACGUCAUCAAGCCUAGAUCCCACAGUUACAUCGCUCGGGUUUAUGACCCUCUAGUAUUCGUCCUCAAGGGUGCGGAUCGCACACCCGUCACGCCCGAGCGUCCACUACUCCCGGCCCUCUACGACUUCAUCGACCAUCACCUGAAGCACUUUCUCGUCACCGUGCUUUUCAUUCUGUCCGCCGUCCGUCUUCUCAUGAACUAUCUGUUAUGGGGAGAGGAUGCUGAGUCGAGACGCAACGACGACAUGGGAGAUAAACCCCUCUUGGCCAUUGAAUCUUUGCCAGAGGCUCACACUCUGGAUGUUUUGCGCAUGACUUCGUCAUACGACGGACAUAUCAUUUCUGUCGGUCUGGACCGCUCAAUUCGUGUUUGGGAUGUCAGGUCGGGCGAAAGAGACUACUCGCUCGCCGACAUCGAGGCACCCCCCGAGGACCCCUUUCCGGUAUUGGCAGUCGCUACAGACAAGAAGUCUAGCUGGUUGGCAUUGUUAUCCUCCAACAAGGUUUUCCUAUGGAACUUGGUUGAGCACCGGUGGAGUCAGCCGAUCCCGGUUGACUUGAAAAAUCCGAGGUCUGACAAGCCUCCUUAUUUCUUCUUCGGCACGCCGACUUUUGACUUUUCAAGCCCACUCGUGAUCGUACGACGAAACGGAACGAUGAUACAGAUCGUUCCUGGUCAAAAUGAGCCCAUGGAGUUCUCCAUCUGCAAGAGCCCUUUGGUCUCGGUUCGUCCGCUCGUACAGAAGAUCCCACCCAGCGGCACCGCGCAGCUGUCUAUUCUAACGGCGUCGAGAAAAGGAUGUAUACACGUCGCGACACAGCAACGAGACGAUACUUGGAUCUCACAAAGCCUCGACGUCCAUACAGCCGAUGACCGCGGAGCAUCUCAGGUAGUGCCGCUGUCGGCACUAGGCUCCUUCCUUGUGGCGAGGUCUCACACAGUUGACCUGGUUGAUGCAAAGACGAAGGCGCUGCUUCACACUUUUGAGACAGAUUCAAUUCAACCGGGGUCUCUGAGAUGCUUUCAUUCGUCACGAAGAAAACCUCAAUGCGGUUCGAUUGGGCUUGUGUCAUUCGGUAUCGCGUACACCCAUGCAGAGAAAGGCGACUGCGUGAUUCACACCUUUAUACCAAAGGAAGAAGGCAACGUCAUUUGCUUCCGGAAUACGAGUUCGCCGCCCAGCCGCAGCUGUAGUGCAUGGGCCGAGACCAUUGAGUCGAAGAGGGAGAUUAGUAAUCCGGGGACAUGGGAAGCUCUGCCAAACGGGUUUCUCGUGGGCGUCCGGAGGGAAGUGUACGAUAGCGGGUCAAGCAGCGGCGAGUCGUCUCCGACAACAACCGGUGGUCUCCGUCACAGGAUGUAUCAACGGCCAGAGAAGCGACCAAACAGAUCGCAGGACAACUGGGAGGUCUGGGUAGCUUCAGAACUGGGGCGGGAGCAGAUCUACGAAACAAGGCCCCUUCAUGAUGAGUACGAGAUGGGCUCGCAUCUCAUUAUCUCGGGACUGGGUCCCAUCGUCAAGGUCGGCACCGCAUCGGUGGCGGUUGCUUUUGGCAAUAUUAUCAAACUUAUCACGGUUGGACACCAGCACUUUGAGGAUCUGGCCGAGAACGAGACAGGGGAGUCUCUGCACAUUGGCAGCCGACGACGGAAACCGGCAGCUGUUACGCAUGCCCGGAUGAAGGUCCCGUCAUGGAUUUGAACUGUAAGCGGGAGUAAACUUUGGAGGGGAGGUUUUGGAUUGGAAGGCAAUAUUCUCAUCUUCUUUUUAUAUACCCAUGAUCGACAAAAGGGAGUUGGGAUUUUCUGUUUUACUAUUACUUUGACAUAGUUUCGAGAUGAUGCCCCCGUCAUGGGAAUGAGGGGCCCAGAAUUAUAAGAUUCCCCAUUUCAGCAUAUGCAUAUGAUUUCUUGUGACGGCUUCUUUACGUCGGCUUUUGCUAGAUAGAUUCGUGUACGAAACCAGUCGAUUGUGC
Molecule: messenger RNA, 7571 nt
Organism: Colletotrichum scovillei
Lineage: Eukaryota; Fungi; Ascomycota; Sordariomycetes; Glomerellales; Glomerellaceae
Exons: 2
Coding region: 3899-7297 (1132 amino acids)
Biological process (GO): SREBP signaling pathway
Cellular component (GO): Golgi membrane; endoplasmic reticulum membrane
Molecular function (GO): sterol binding; protein binding
Source: RefSeq, a predicted model, not a curated record